This is a messenger RNA of Botrytis deweyae, 528 nucleotides long. RefSeq lists its product as uncharacterized. The record is from RefSeq and is a predicted model, not a curated record. NCBI's taxonomy places the organism in Eukaryota, Fungi, Ascomycota, Leotiomycetes, Helotiales, Sclerotiniaceae. The transcript has 3 exons. Bases 1 to 528 code for a protein of 175 amino acids.
AUGAACACCUCCUCACAAAAUGAAUCUCAAUGUCAAGAUAUUGUAUCCCCAGGCUAUUUGAUGGCCAGUCCGGUUGAAGACAGAAGAAGCAUAGGAAGCAUUGAAAGCACUGGUUGUAGGAUGGCUACUGCAGCUGUUCUGGAUCAUCAAGUCAUGACAAACCAUGAAGUCAAACCCAUGGCUACACAAAACAAGUUUCAAACCAACUUUACUUCAGUCACCCCAGUCAACCUAGUCAGCCCAAAUUCUGGGUGCAACACCAACAAUGACACUCCUUUCUGUGGAAAGGAGAAAUUUGAAGCAGCUUACUACAGCUCUGAGAUGUUCAACUUCUUCGAGAUGACCCCUUAUGGCGGUUCAAACGAGUGGGAACCCAACGCUUUUAUAAGAUGUAAUGAGGAUGGAUCAUUGCUCGGUGAAUAUGACUACUUCAAGGAGCUUUUUGAUGAAGAAGACGAGAAUAUUAUGAAACCCCUCGAGGAGGAACCCUUCGAGAAGGAACUUCUCAUUGUUAUUGGCGACGACUAA